ACUGAAGUUUCGGACUUGGUCUGUUACACAACGCGAGUUUCUCCAUUUCUGCCGCAGCUGUGCGCCGGCGUUUUACUCCCAUACGGUUUUAAACUUGUUUUUAGUAAACAAUAGUAGUGGAAAUGACCGGGGACCAUUCCCACAACGAUUCUCAGAUUAACUCUGGACCCAAAUAUGGUGAUUCUCAUAAACACAAAGAUAAGUAUAAGGACAAAGAACACAAACACAAGGACCACAAGAAAGAUAAAGAACGUGAGAAAUCAAAGUACAGCAACAGUGAGCACAAGGACUCCUCAGAUAAAAAACACAGAGAUAAAGAGAAAGUGAAGCACAAAGAUGGAUCCUCAGACAAACAGAAGGACAAAUAUAAAGAGAAGAGGAAGGAGGAGAGGUCUUUUGAUGGGGAGUCGAUUAGAGAGAGAGAGAAUGGCUUUGCUAGCCCUCCUCACAUAAAGUCUGAGCCAGAAAAUGAAGAAUUAUAUCACUCACCCAAACACAAGAAGUCCCUGAAAAGAGAGCACGAUGAUGAUGAUGAUGAGUUCAAGCCCAAAAAAAUAAAAACUGAGAAUGAUAAAGGUGAGAAGAAGGUGAAGAAAAGGAAACAGGAGGAAGAGGACAUAAAACCCAAAAAGAAGACUAAAGACAAGAAAGGGGAAGUGGGAACAGAUGGCAAAAAGAAAGCAAAGAAGGAGCCAGAGGAGAAAUGGAAAUGGUGGGAAGAGGAGAGGUAUACAGAUGGAGUGAAAUGGAAGUUUUUGGAACAUAAAGGACCUGUGUUUGCUCCACCGUAUGACCCUCUUCCCAGCAACGUCAAGUUCUAUUAUGAUGGAAAACCCAUGAAACUUAGGCCAGAGGCAGAAGAAGUAGCAACCUUCUUUGCUAAAAUGUUGGACCACGAAUACACUACCAAGGACGUAUUCCGGAAAAACUUCUUCAAAGACUGGAGGAAGGAAAUGACUGCAGAAGAGAAGGCAAAGAUCACAGACUUGAACAAGUGUAACUUUAGUGAGAUGAAUGAAUAUUUUAAAGCUCAGUCAGAGGCCAGGAAAGCCAUGACUAAAGAGGAGAAACAGAAAAUCAAAGAGGAAAAUGAGCGUCUCCUGCUAGAGUAUGGCUUCUGUGUAAUGGACAAUCACCGUGAGAGAAUCGCCAACUUUCGUAUUGAGCCACCUGGCCUGUUCCGUGGCCGAGGAGACCAUCCAAAAAUGGGCAUGUUAAAACGUCGUAUCCGGCCAGAGGACAUCAUCAUCAAUUGCAGCAAGGACUCUGAGCAUCCUAAACCUCCUCCAGGGACCAAGUGGAAAGAGGUGCGACACGACAACAAGGUGACAUGGCUGGUAUCCUGGACUGAGAACAUCCAGGGUGCCAUCAAGUACAUCAUGCUGAACCCCAGCUCCAGGAUCAAGGGAGAGAAGGACUGGCAGAAAUAUGAGACAGCUCGGCGGCUAAAGAAGUGUGUGGACCGUCUGCGGGCUCAGUACAGAGAGGACUGGAAGUCUAAGGAAAUGAGGAUCAGGCAGAGAGCCGUGGCCCUUUACUUCAUCGACAAGCUGGCUCUGAGAGCAGGAAACGAGAAAGAGGAAGGAGAAACAGCAGAUACAGUGGGCUGCUGCUCGCUGAGAGUGGAGCAUCUCAGUCUGUACCCGGAGAAAGAUGGCCAAGAAUAUGUGGUGGAAUUUGACUUUCUGGGAAAAGAUUCGAUCCGCUAUUACAAUAAAGUCCCUGUGGAGAAGAGGGUUUUUAAGAAUCUGCAACUCUUCAUGGAGAACAAGCAGCCGGAGGAUGACCUGUUUGACCGCCUAAAUACCACCAUUCUCAACAAGCAUCUUCAGGAGUUGAUGGAUGGCUUGACUGCUAAAGUGUUCCGUACCUACAAUGCGUCAAUUACACUGCAGCAGCAACUGAAAGAGCUGACCAACGCGGAAGACAAUGUCUCUGCCAAGAUCCUCUCUUACAACCGGGCCAACAGAGCCGUAGCCAUCCUGUGUAACCACCAGAGGGCGCCACCCAAGACUUUUGAGAAGUCCAUGCAGAAUUUACAAACAAAGAUUGACGCCAAGAAGGAGCAGCUUGCUGAUGCUAAAAGAGAACUGAAGAGUGCCAAGGCUGAUGCCAAAAUACGCAGAGAUGAGAAAUCCAAGAAAGCUGUGGAGACAAAGAAGAAAGCGGUGCAGAGGAUAGAGGAGCAGUUGAUGAAGCUGGAGGUGCAGGCCACAGACCGUGAGGAGAAUAAACAGAUUGCCCUCGGCACCUCCAAACUAAACUACCUGGAUCCACGCAUCUCUGUAGCCUGGUGCAAGAAGUGGGGUGUCCCUGUUGAGAAAAUCUACAACAAAACUCAGCGUGAGAAGUUUGCAUGGGCAAUCGACAUGGCGGAUGAGGACUUUGAAUUUUAAAUUGCUCCUGUUUUUUUUAAACCCUCUUCCCCUUAUGUUUUCAUUUUAUUCUUAUUUUAUUAUUAUUAUUAUUAUUAUUAUUAUUAUUAUUAU
Colossoma macropomum (tambaqui) is the source of this 2489-nucleotide messenger RNA. It is a transcript of the gene top1l, whose product is annotated as DNA topoisomerase I, like. Gene Ontology annotation, biological process: chromosome segregation; DNA topological change; DNA replication. Gene Ontology annotation, cellular component: nucleolus; chromosome. The coding region runs from base 123 to 2396 and encodes 757 amino acids. The record is from RefSeq and is a predicted model, not a curated record. Gene Ontology annotation, molecular function: DNA binding; DNA topoisomerase type I (single strand cut, ATP-independent) activity. The transcript is spliced from 21 exons. Lineage: Eukaryota; Metazoa; Chordata; Actinopteri; Characiformes; Serrasalmidae.